Messenger RNA from Equus caballus (horse), 1263 nucleotides. Its product is annotated as putative taste receptor type 2 member 33. Gene Ontology annotation, cellular component: membrane. Gene Ontology annotation, molecular function: G protein-coupled receptor activity; bitter taste receptor activity. Lineage: Eukaryota; Metazoa; Chordata; Mammalia; Perissodactyla; Equidae. The record is from RefSeq and is a predicted model, not a curated record. Gene Ontology annotation, biological process: sensory perception of taste; G protein-coupled receptor signaling pathway; detection of chemical stimulus involved in sensory perception of bitter taste.
AUGGUAGCUUUACUACCAAACAUUUUUUCUGUUCUAAUAAUGACAGAAUUUAUUCUGGGAAAUUUUGCCAAUGGCUUCAUAGCACUGGUAAACUGCAUUGACUGGGUCAAGAGACAAAGGAUGUCCUCAGCUGAUCAAAUUCUCACAGCUCUGGCGAUCUCCAGAAUUGGUUUGCUCUGGGUAAUAUUAAUAAAUUGGUAUACAGCUGUGCUCCGUACAGGUUUAUAUAGUUUAGAAGUAAGAACUGUUGUUCAUGUUGCCUGGGCAGUAAGCAACCAUUUUAACAUCUGGUUUGCUACUAGCCUCAGCAUAUUUUAUUUGGUCAAGAUAGCUAAUUUCUCUAGCUUUAUAUUUCUUUACCUAAAGCAGAGAGUUAAAAGUAUACUUCUCGUAAUAAUCUUGGGGACUCCAGUCUUUUUGGUUCCUCAUAUUACAGUGCUAUGCUUAGAUGAGAAUAUGCGGACUAAUGAAUAUGAAGGAAACAUCACUCAGAAGACCAAAUUGAAGGGCGUUUUUCACCUUUCAUUUAUGACUCUAUUCACACUAGUAAACUUCAUACCAUUUUCUAUUUCCCUGACAUCUUGUCUGCUGUUAAUCAUUUCCCUGUGGAAACAUCUCAAGAAAAUUCAGCUGAAUCUAAAAGGAUCCCAAGAUCUCAGCACCAGGGUCCACAUAAGAGCCAUGCAAACUGUGGUUUCCUUUCUCCUGCUACAUGUCAGUUACUUCCUGGCUCUAAUUAUCUCAGUUUGGAAUUCUGAAAGGCUGAAGAAUCAACUAUUUGUCAUGCUUUGUGAGGUUCUUGCAAUGUUGUAUCCUCUAAGCCACUCAUUUAUCCUGAUUUGGAAAAACAAGAAGCUAAGAUCAUACUUGAAAAACAUAAGAAAGAUUAUAAGGUUACCAUACCAUUAAUCAAUUUUUUUUGAGGUAAGCAAUAUAAUUUUACAAAAUAUUGUAAAAAAAUUCCUCAGGAUUAGGAAGCAAUGUGUAUUUCACAUACAUAUUCUAUGUUAUCUUCUUUUAAUGGAAGAGUUUGUGAUAUAUUUAUGCAUUUUUAAGAACUGACAACUUAUCUCAGGUGAUCAUUGCUACUUUCCAUUGUAAUUUGGAUGAAAUGUAUGUACCACAGUGUAUUUAGAUUUUAUUGUUUGAACCUCCAAUCUUUUGGAUGGUAAUGAUAUUCAACUCUAAAUCGCACAUUGAGGAUACAUAUUUGGGAAAGAAAUUAUUCCACCAUGAAUUCUUUCUUCAUGGUUAAUAGAGAAC